AUGGCAGAUCACAACACCCAAACCGGUGGCCAACAAGGAGAUUCCUUCCGCUCUCCACUGAGAACCUCAUAUCGGGAAGUGGAUUUCACAAUUCGUCCAUAUGACGACGAUUUGCAGCCCAUUGCUCGCGAUGAUCAUUCCCUCGCGACGUUGCUGGAGGAAUUAGAAAAGCACUUAAACGUCUUACGGCAGGGUGGUAGCCUCGCUCUUCAUAGGGGCGAAAAAUUAAUUGGUACACAGCUACUGGAACAAGUGGAGAGACUUUUUACCGAUCCUCCAGAGGUAGAAGGGCCACCGAUUACAUGGGCGAGAAUUAUACUCUGGGCUGGAGCUUCCCCAGAAAGCGUAUGCUCAUCGGCGCAGCUUUCUAUAGGAGAAAGUCAGAUCUCUCUGCGCGAGAAAGAACGUGAGUUCCUCCGUUCUGGCAGGGCAUGGAGGUUUCUUUCGCCAUGGCCUGAGCCACGUGAUAGGGACAAAGAAUUGCGAGUCGUGAAAGAGACUCUAGCUGAUGUUGAGAAGGUCAAAGAUAUGGCCAAUAAAAUUAUUACUGAAGCUACCAUUCUUCAGCAGUGUCUCUGCGCGCGAAGAGAGCUUCUUUCAAACAGCUCGAACGGCGAAAGAUAUAUCACAACCAAAACUGCUGCAACCACAGGCGUUCCUGCAGUUAGCUCGUACGCCGGCCAUAACCAGGAAACCCAGGCUCGUCUCGAGUCUGACAUUGUCAUGGACCAACCGGUCGGGGGCAGCAAUCCGGAUAUGCAGUCUUCUCAUUUUGCAAAUUUGGCGGCAAACGAAGAUCAAAAUUCUGAAACUGCUCCUGCGCGGCCGAAUGUGUUCGAUAUCGAGAUAGCCAAGUUCGCGAAGCCGACGCCGCCGGAGAUGAGCUCUCAGACACAGAGCGCCCUUGCACAGGAGGGAGCCGGCGAUAGCUGUUUGGUUUCUGAUACUGUCACUCCCUCCCCAAUUAUGACUCCCUUCACCUCGGGAGAGGAGACCGAUCUAGCCAGCCCCUUCGAAGGUACAACGAUCCGGCCAAGCAUUGAAAUCCCUACGGAGCCCAAGAGUGUUGUGUCCACUCCAAGCACUCCUCUCUCGAAAGAGCAAGUUCGUCACUCAGCUCUGCGCCCUGCUCACAGUGAUAUUAACAACCACAGCCCUAUCCUUGAUGCUUUCGAAAAUGUUAUCUCCGAUGAUGCUCAUGUCUCCACAAAGGCCUCGGAACUUGGAAUACAGCCUUCCAUCUCACAGGAAGACCCCGGCAUAGACGACCCGGCCCAUUCGGAUGCAAAUUUCCUGCGUCAUAUCGACUGCGAGACGGACUGUUACGAGAGCCCUCCAAGAUUUACGCCGCAGCACGAUGUAACCGACAUUACCAUCCAAGAGCAAGGCCUUGAAAGCGAUCAGGGCGAUGUUGAGAGAUCAAAUGCUCUAAAUGAUCGCCUAGGUGGCGGUUUGUGGCCGUCCGAGCAGAACGUCGUAGGCUCAGAUCGUCAUAUGAGUGUAGUGGCUCCCAGUCAAGUGGCGCAGCUUACAGCUAGUCGUGAACGUCUGCCCACGAUCGCUGUGGUGGUCCCGCCACCACCUCGACGGAAAUCAUUUGCGGUGGCCCAAUCACGAAUUUCAAAGUCUAAAAGCCAACAACCCCGCAAUUGCGAUGACUCUCAAGAUGAGAACGUCACUCAGUACAACCGCCAACCUGAGGCAAGAGACCGCGCACGUUCUGGGUAUUGCCGAAAAUUUCUAAGUAGCUCAACACGGAGGUCGACGCCUCUGUCAUCGGCAGGUCGCUGUAACACUCGAGAUAUUUUCGGGCGAACCAUCCUUACGAUUGAGUCUCACGGGUCAGAGGAAUUUUAUUUCUUCUCGUUCAUCCCAACUGCGCCCAAUCAGGUUGACAUACCGUCAUUACAAUCCGCUCCCCACGAGAAGCUGGGCCGCCCUGUGGGCCUUUCGCGUACACUUCCUGCUAGCAACUCCAGUAAAUCUGGGGAGAGGCGGCCUUACUCGCCUGCGGAGGACGCUCUCUUGCCUAUCUCCAACGCCAUAUUGGGCCUCAUCUUCGUCAAAUUCUGGCGUAUUUUGGGUUGGAAUUUCGAUGUCAUCUAUUUCAGGAAGUUCAUUUAG
Molecule: messenger RNA, 2124 nt
Organism: Aspergillus thermomutatus
Lineage: Eukaryota; Fungi; Ascomycota; Eurotiomycetes; Eurotiales; Aspergillaceae
Exons: 7
Coding region: 1-2124 (707 amino acids)
Source: RefSeq, a predicted model, not a curated record